AUGUUCGCUGUUAGGUCUACUUCCAGGUUGCUACUGUUGAAAAGAGUGCCUUUGGCUCGUCAAAUUUGUCAAACGAGAAUUAAUCACAAUGUGGUGCAAGAUCUGUACCUGAGAGAACUGAAGAACGUUAAAUUGAACCCAAUUACUGCCAAGGAUGCUGAAGGGAAUGUCAAGCAAUGGGUUGAUCCUGUCAAGCCAAAGCAACCUGAGCUAGAGGGACAGGGUGCCGAUGCGUUGAAGGCGUACUCGGCUGAAGCCGUGGAGACCAAGACAGGCGUUAUGGAGGAAGAGAGCAACGUGGAAGAGGACUGGCUGGUGCUUGAUGAUGCCGAGGAGGAUUCCCACGGUCAUUGA
Messenger RNA from Torulaspora globosa, 354 nucleotides. It is a transcript of the gene ATP14, whose product is annotated as F1F0 ATP synthase subunit h. The transcript has a single exon. Gene Ontology annotation, biological process: proton motive force-driven ATP synthesis. The record is from RefSeq and is a predicted model, not a curated record. Lineage: Eukaryota; Fungi; Ascomycota; Saccharomycetes; Saccharomycetales; Saccharomycetaceae. The coding region runs from base 1 to 354 and encodes 117 amino acids.